AUGUUCUUUCAUUUAUUCUAUAAAAUAACCAUGCCAAUUACUAAACGUCUCUUCAUUAAAGCAAGUAACAGUUAUGAUAAAGGAUUUCAGAUUGUUCCCGUAAACACCGAACAGCCAUUAGAAGUCAAUUCAGAUAUUGGUUUAUUCAAAUUAUAUAUCAACAUUAAAAAAUUCGAUGGAUCUAAACCUCAUUUAUCAAACAGUUUAUACAAUUUAGAAGAUAAAACAUUCUUAAAUGGUGAAAAAAUAGAUUUUCCUCCUCCAGAAAAGGAAAAAGUAGAAAGCAAUUUACGAAUGUACAUUGAAUUCACUCCAAAUAAAGAUAUCAAAGGUUCAUCAUUAAUUUUUGGCAAUGAUUUCACUUAUUCCAUUAAAGAAUAUGUCCCUGCCACUUUGUUAAACACUGGUUUAAAAAUCUUCAAUUGGUUUAUCAAUGAUUCAAUUAAGGGUGAUGCAUACACUGAUAAGCCUUAUUUAUAUGGUCCUGGAUUGAACAGUUUCACGUAUAUGGCAAUCGAUAAUGGCAACUCAGUAGUGGAUCCUCAUGCUAAAAAAUUGGUUGAAAACUUGUCAGAUCAAUUAGAUGGAGUUCCAAAUGAUCCUAAUUCAAGAAAGAAACAUUUUCAUAAUUUCUCCAAAUGUGAUACAUUCACGUAUAAAAAGGGAGUCAAGUAUAUUUUGCAAUUUGAUACUAAUUAUCUUAAACUUGCAGAUUCCAAUUAUUCAGUGUGUUUACCAAGAUUUGAUUUCAAUGUUAAUCGUUAUGCCAAUGAUGUUUUAAACAAUGUUAAUUUUGUUAUCAAAGAAGAUGGAUAUGAUGCUGUAGGUCAUGGUAAUUUAGGUUUAGUGGUUAACUUUUCUGUAUUGCUGGAAGAUUCAGACGAAUAA
This is a messenger RNA of Candida tropicalis MYA-3404, 888 nucleotides long. RefSeq lists its product as uncharacterized. NCBI's taxonomy places the organism in Eukaryota, Fungi, Ascomycota, Pichiomycetes, Serinales, Debaryomycetaceae. The record is from RefSeq and is a predicted model, not a curated record. The transcript has a single exon. Bases 1 to 888 code for a protein of 295 amino acids.